Messenger RNA from Adineta ricciae, 346 nucleotides. NCBI's taxonomy places the organism in Eukaryota, Metazoa, Rotifera, Eurotatoria, Adinetida, Adinetidae. The record is from the annotation of a GenBank genome assembly.
AUGUUGCGAAUUAAAAGUAUUCUGAUAGGUGCAAAUGAUCUACCGGAACAACCAAAAUACGUUCCAUUAAAAUCCGUUCGUGUUGAAGGAAAGAUAGAUUUAUUUGCUGCUGAUGUGACAAUCAAACAAGUGUUUCGUAAUGACGAAACAAAUCCGAUCGAGGCUGUUUAUUGUUUUCCCAUCGAAGAGCAAGCAGCUGUUUAUAAAUUCAUUGCACAAAUCGACGAUCGACAAAUCGAAGCUGAUUUAAAAGAAAAGAAGGAAGCACAGAAAGAAUACAACGAAGCUCUUCAACAAGGUCAUGGCGCCUAUCUACUCGAACAGGAUGAGAAAUCUCAAGAUAAUU